Molecule: messenger RNA, 1433 nt
Organism: Drosophila busckii
Lineage: Eukaryota; Metazoa; Arthropoda; Insecta; Diptera; Drosophilidae
Product: putative mediator of RNA polymerase II transcription subunit 26
Exons: 3
Coding region: 242-1381 (379 amino acids)
Source: RefSeq, a predicted model, not a curated record
CGGCGUUCGAAGCGAGCGCUUGGCCAAACGUCGCGUGAGAUUUGUAGAGACUUAGUAAAUUUUUUGUUGUUUGUUUGUUUGUUUUGUGGGCUGGCGCAGCGCCCAACGCCCACUUUCUGAGACUGUUAUAACUUGAAAUGCAGUUGCAGUUAAGGGGUCAAUAGCAAAUCCAACGACAAACUCAAAUCCAAAAUAUCAAAUCUCAAACUCAAAUCAAAUAAAAAAAAAACUCAACAGCACCAUGACAAUUGCAUAUCAAACGCAGCUGAGCUCAGCAUUGCUGCUGCUUCUAAUGCUGGCAGCGACGCUAGCAGUGGCCAAGCCGCCACAGCAACAACAACAGCAACAACAUCAGCAGCAACAGCAACAACAAUCAGCAAAGGUUGCAUUCCCCGAGGAGGACAGCGAUAUGCUAAUGGAGCCGAACGACUUCACGCCCAUCACUGUGCUGCGCUCCCAUGAGCAGCAGCACUUCCAUAUGCCGCCCACGACGCAGCUGCAAGUGCAGCAGCAGCCACUGCCGCGCAGCAGCCUGGGCACAACCACGCCCAGACACUUUCAGUCGCCGGCGCAGCAGCAGCAGCAGGAACAGUUCCGACCCAUUGCCAAUCCGAAUACGCAGCUAAUAUCGCGAGCUGAUGGGCCAGUCGCAAUCGCAGGCGGCGGCGAUUCGCAUUCGCAGGCGGCGCAGAACUUCUAUCCACCUUUCUACCAUGAGGCGCCACCGCUAGGCCACUCGCGUCCGUACUUUGCAGCAGCUGGCGGCGAGUCCAGUGCCUUGCCGCUGCCACUGCUGCCGCAAGUGCAACAACAACAACAGCAGCAGCAGCAGCAACAGCAGCGCGGCUUUGAUGCCGCCAUUUUGGGCAGCGGCGACUUUGGCGUACUGCGCGGCGGCACGUUCUAUCCGGAGGAGGAGAUGCCGUAUCACCCGGAGGACAACAGCGACUACAUCUACGGCGAUGCCAACAAUGGCCAUGGCCGACCCAGCGAGGGCUUCAUACAGAAGUACACGUACCCGGAGGAGCAGUUCGCCCACUUCCGCGACUUUGCGGACAUCAACACGCCCGCGGACUCGGCCUUCUCGCAAUUCGUCGUCGUCUAUGCGGCCAAGAAUGCCACAAAGCCGCACAGUCAUCCGCAUCCGAAGAAUAUAUUCGAGCAGCUGGAGCUGCUGGAUCGCGAGAAGGCGCUAGAGCAGCAGCAGGCGGAGAAGGCGAAGAAGCCGCAGCCGCCCAGCAAGUCCAAGUCGAAGCUCUCGAAGACGAAGCUGCAAAAGAAAUAUAAGAAGAAGACGCCGCUCAAGGAGCCGCUGGAUCUGGAGCAGGAGCAGGAGCAUGAGCACGAGCUGGAACUGGAGCCGCUGCUGGCGCUCAGUUAAGCGAAACGAACAAAUUUUGUUUUAAUUUAUUUUGCAAAUGAAAAAGAGAAAA